This is a messenger RNA of Cynoglossus semilaevis (tongue sole), 2932 nucleotides long. It is a transcript of the gene lmbrd1, whose product is annotated as LMBR1 domain containing 1. The transcript is spliced from 16 exons. Gene Ontology annotation, cellular component: lysosomal membrane. Lineage: Eukaryota; Metazoa; Chordata; Actinopteri; Pleuronectiformes; Cynoglossidae. The record is from RefSeq and is a predicted model, not a curated record. Gene Ontology annotation, biological process: protein localization to lysosome. The coding region runs from base 64 to 1686 and encodes 540 amino acids.
UUCUUUUCAUCACAGUAAUGACGUCAGUAGUAACACGUGGUUUUGUUGUUACAGGAAGUGAAGAUGGCGGCCCAGUCGCUGCUCUCCGAAUCUGUGCUCGGGUGGUCGAUUUUCACGUUUAUACUUUUGGCAAUCCUGGCUUUCUGUUGGGUCUAUAUUCGAAAAUUCCAAAGUCGUCGAGAGAGCGAAGUUAUUUCAACCAUCACAGCAAUAUGUGCACUGGCCAUCGCCCUAAUAAGUUCUGCACUUCUGCCAGUGGAUAUAUUCCUGGUCUCAUUCAUGAAGUAUCCCAACGGUACCUACAAGGAGUGGGCAGCGAACAAUGAAACCAGAGGGCAAAUUGAAGACACUGUGCUGUACGGCUAUUACACCUUGUACUCCAUCAUACUGUUCUGUGUCUUCUUGUGGAUUCCCUUCGUGUAUUUCUACUAUGAAGAAAAGGAUGAUGACAAUGUCAACAAAUGCUCACAAGUAAAAAACGCUCUCAAGUACACGGUUGGAUUUGCCAUUGUCUGCGUGGCUCUUCUUUUAAUUGGAGCUUUUGUUCCUCUUCAAGCCCCGCCUGGUCAGAAUUCCACUCAGUUCGAUAAAGUUCAGUACCUGUUUGAGGAGCUCGGGGGUAGUCAUGGUCUGCCUGCUCUGUCCUUCUCCAUCAGCACGUUGACCUUGAUUGGCAUGUUGGCCGUCAUCACUUACACGGCUUAUGGUAUGUCUGUGCUGCCUUUGAAUCUGAUAAAAGGCACGCGGAGUGUGGCGUACGAACGUCUGGAGAACACAGAGGACAUUGACGAUGUUGAGCACCAGAUAGAAAACCUCAAGUCCAAGUGUAAAGACGGACGUCCCCUUUCCUCAAGGGACAGACGCAACCUGCAGGAGCUGGAGGGCAAACUGCAGGUUCUGCACCGCAGGGGGAGACACCUGGAAAUUGCUGAGAGGAACUGCUGCACCCGAGUGGGCAGUGCUCUCAGACCUCUCAAGAUAUUGUUGGGCAUCUUCUUUAUUCUGGUUGCGCUCCUGUUUACUGUUGCUCUAUUUAUUUCAAAUUUGGAUAAAGCUCUCCACUCAGCCGGCAUCAGCUCUGGGUUCAUAAUCUUUGGCACCAACCUGACAAAUCCUCUGAAUGAACUUCUGUUAGUUCUACAACCUGUUUUUCCACUGGAUUAUAUUCUCAUCUCUGUCAUCACCAUGUACUUCGUUCUGACGUCCAUGGCCGGUAUACGUAACAUGGGCAUCUGGUUUUUCUGGAUCAGACUAUACAAAAUAAGGCCAAAGAAAACCCGUCCUCAGGCUCUGCUCUUCCUCUGUAUGAUUCUCCUUCUGAUUGUCCUUCACACCAGCUACAUGAUUUACAGCUUGGCCCCUCAGUAUGUCAUGUAUGGCAGUCAGAAGUAUCUUGUGCAGCAUCAGAUGCCCUCUGCAGAUCCUACAUCUGGGAACUCCACUUUUAGUACAACAAAGAUCUGUGACGCUGAUGCACCUGAGGAUCAGUGCACCGUGACCAGAUCCUAUCUUUUCUUGCACAAGUUCUGGUUCUUCAGUACCAUCUACUAUUUUGGAAACUGGGCUUUCAUCGGCGCCUUCCUCAUUGGUCUGGUGGUCUCCUGCUGCAGGGGGAAGAAGUCUGUGAUCGAAGGAGAGGUGGAGGCCGAUGACUCAGACAUAAGUGAUGACGAAUAUGUGCACUGAAAAAAAAACGUAAUUCCUCAAUCAAACGCACAGGCAUGUUGACCACUAACCUAAACAGCACGGCAGUACAAUUUAAUAAACAUAAGACAGUAAUUAAGGCUAAUUUGACCUUGUGUAGUCGCAUAUUUGUCCGGAGGAGUUAUUGCCACCGUGUCUCGUGUGAAGUCCAGACCAGUUUUGAGUCGAAGCAUCACUCCAUUCUCCGAGAGGCCGCUCUGACCGAUUGUUGUGUCUUCCUCGGUCGAUGUUAUUGAUGGCUUCGGGAUGCGGGGAGUGUCCACCAACUCAAUUCUGGGCCGAGAGCUCCGCUUCUGAGCUGGUUUACGUUGACGCAAAUUGGCCAUUUCUCUUCUGGUGGAGACUCAUUUUUAUGGCAGCUCAGACACAUUUGGAAAAAAAAAUUUGGAAUCAGGUGAAAUUUACUUUUUCUCCCCCAUCUCUAAGCAGCGUCUGGAUGCCUUGAAUGAUCACCUAAUCACAGUAUUUAUAGAUCGUCUGAGUGCACUUUUCAACAUUUAAUGGGUGGAGGUAAAUUGCUGCGCCCGCUUGUUUUCUAAAAGGCUAAUUGGUCAAAAAUUAUACCUUUUGACAGGAGUGACAUUCUUUAGAUGUAUUCUAUUCUUCUUGUUCUGUUUAUCAGAAAGAGGGUGGGGGAACCGCUUGCGAAUUUGCAGCUUUUCAAACCUUCAUAUUCUUAUCUGUAUUACUGAGGCAGAUGACACUGUACUUGCAGUACUGCACUGUUUAUGAGAUAUAAAGGACCAACUGUAGCUCUGGUGCUUUCUGGGUUUCAGUUUUUAGUUUUUCUGAGUAUUGUUACAAGAACUAUCAGUAAUGUAAGUGGAAUUUUUUGUAGUUCCAGCAGCAAGUUUAAAAAAAAAAGAAAAACCUAAAAUAUUAAUAUAUAAACAUGGACCUGACUUAUUGUUAGUGCCUCAUGAAUGGGAAGUGACACGAUGGGCACAGGAAAUGGUACGUGUUUGUUUAAAUAUCUCUGUUACCCUAACAGAAAUAUCGGUAUUAUUCCCCCUUUUUUUCCCCCAAAUAUUAUCUUGUAAUAAUAAAAAGUUGGUAAUGGCCGGGCUAAAAAAAAAUCUUCUGUCAAACUCUUGAUUUUGAAUGAAAUCUGUAUUUAAAUAAAACUAUUUAAACGAGAUGUUUUCCAUGACAGUAGUGUCAUUUUACCAUGUAUACAUUUGACAUUUUUAGAUAAUUGUACCUUUCAAUAAAACAUGGGCGAACUGCA